Molecule: messenger RNA, 980 nt
Organism: Hordeum vulgare subsp. vulgare (domesticated barley)
Lineage: Eukaryota; Viridiplantae; Streptophyta; Magnoliopsida; Poales; Poaceae
Exons: 2
Coding region: 151-717 (188 amino acids)
Source: RefSeq, a predicted model, not a curated record
CAAAUGCUCACGUUUAUAAUUUUUGUCAGCUAGUUAUUCAAUCCACAUAGACUGAACCAAAAAUACUUUAUACAUUCAGCAACCAUGUAGAGUGCAUUUUUGUUUGUACAUUUUUCUUGCAAUGAUUAGAACGGUGAGUGGAUUGCCGUUAUGGGAGUGUAUCAUAGUGGUCACAAUAGUCAUGACCUGCAAAAAAUGGCAUUGGAGAAGUAUGAACGCAACUAUCACCAGCCUUUCCAACAUUUAACUAUGUGGGAAAAAAUCAAGGAUGAUUCAAAAUGGCUAGCCUCUUAUAAAAACAUGAUGGCAAAAAAAGGGAACAUGACAGAGACCGAUCUCCCAUCAAAUAUGAUCAACUUGGAGGCCGAGGAGCGCCCAAAAAAUGGUCGUGAUAAGGCUAAGGUUGAACGUGCUGGUAAAGGAAAGUCGGGAGGGAUCUCACAAGAGCUUGGAGAAAGGCUGGACAAGUUCAUCGAGGUUAACAAACAAUCAAUGGAGGACCGCCAAAAGGUGAUAGACAACCAGGUUCUUUUAUCAAAUCAACAGCUUGAAACCGCAAAGAUCAACAACAAGACAAAAAUGUUGGAUGUUUACUCGAAAAUGCUUUUAGCGGACACAUCUAAGAUGGAUGAUGCUGAAAAGGCUCGACGUGCUAAGGCUUUGAAUAGAAUGGAGGCCAUGUUAUUUUCUGAAGGAGAUUCGGGGCAAGGUGAUUGAAGGGAAAGAACUGGUGCACUAUGAAGCAUAUUAGAUUGUUCAGCUACAUUCGGUCAAGUAAUUGUGUCAACUUGGUGGAUCCUUAAUUGUUGUCUGGGUCAGUUUAUUGUCUGGACCUGAUGGAUUGUUAAGCGCUUUUGUUGUCCUGGUCAGUUUCUUGUGUUAGUCUGAUGGAUAAUUAUUAUGUGGACCUGAUUAGCUACUCUAAUUGAUGUGACCGAUCAGCUACUACGUGAGGUUGCUGUUACCUGAUGACCGAUCAA